AUGGCCAAUCAAGAAAAGCAAACGAUGGCCUAUUUUGGUGCUACUGGCGGAAGUAUGGCAGCAGCCUUGGCAAGCGCUCUGAAUGAGGGCCAUUACUGCACAGCUCUGGCUAGAAACCCAGAGAUUCUACGCAAGAUCUUGAUUACCGAGAAACACAUCGCAUCGGAGGUCAUUAACAAGUAUCUCACUAUCCAUCAGGGCGACGUGAGAGAUGCUUCUGCCGUAACAAAAGCCCUCAUCAACCCAACCAACCCAAAGUUCGUCGUCGACUUUAUUCUCAGUGGCGUCGGCUCGCGUCCCAGGUUCCAAUGGAGUAUUACAAGACCGUUGCCGUUGAAAGACCCGACUAUUUGUGAAGAUGCCACCAAAACACUUUUCGACGCUCUCUCCAAUCUUGCAGCUUCCGGCAUCACCGGUACUGAAACUUCACAGAAACCUCUCCUCGUAGUUGUCAGCACUGCGGGAUGUGGGAGAGCUCGAGGGGUUCCUCUGCCGAUCUAUCUCCAGUACCAUUACCUUGUUGGAGGACCACUUGCAGAUAAGCAAAGGAUGGAAGAUUUGAUUCUUCAAGAUAAUGGUCGCCAUGUACGGAACUUCGUCAUCAUGAGACCGCUGAUAUUGACAGAUGGAGAAGCAAAGGCCGACGGGCAGCUUCGAGUUGGUUGGGAAUGGGGUGUUGUCGGUGACAGGGGGCCUGAUGAGCCAUUACCUAAGCUUGGAUAUCUCAUGAGUAAAGCGGAUCUCGGGAUGUGGACUUUUAGUCACAUUGUUCUCGAGGGUGGGUGGGAAGGGAAGUGUGUGUAUUUCAGCUAUUAA
Molecule: messenger RNA, 816 nt
Organism: Fusarium sp. VM40
Lineage: Eukaryota; Fungi; Ascomycota; Sordariomycetes; Hypocreales; Nectriaceae
Source: the annotation of a GenBank genome assembly